Molecule: messenger RNA, 1396 nt
Organism: Neoarius graeffei (lesser salmon catfish)
Lineage: Eukaryota; Metazoa; Chordata; Actinopteri; Siluriformes; Ariidae
Gene: rnf170
Product: ring finger protein 170
Exons: 7
Coding region: 138-941 (267 amino acids)
Molecular function (GO): ubiquitin protein ligase activity
Source: RefSeq, a predicted model, not a curated record
UAUUUGGCUUGCGGCCGGUUGUGGUUGAUAGUUUACAUGUCUGUACUGUGUGGGUUGCUGAAUGUGUUGGAGGUAUAAUUUUGUUUGAUGAACGGAUUGUUAUGAACUCAUAAAUGAGCAGGCUAUGAGCAGGUGGAAUGGAAAACCCCGACUGUCCGGAUGCAAAUCCUUCCAUCCCAGACGAGCACUCCUUUAUCGAAGGUGUCAGUGACCCAGUGCUGUUUGUGGUCGUUCUGUCUGUGACGUUCCUGGCUGGUCUGGUGACACUGCUGUGCAGGAAUGAACAACAGAGGAUCCACCCAGAGAAUCAGGAGCACGUGCAAGCAGUCCGACAGCAGCUACAGACAGAGCAGGACGCAGCAUCGCCAACGCCGAGGCAUCAGUACUACGCAGACAUGUCCUGUCCAGUGUGUCUCCAGCAGGCUGUUCUCCCCGUGGAGACGAACUGUGGGCAUCUAUUCUGUGGUUCUUGUAUUAUUGCGUACUGGCGCUACGGCACGUGGCUGGGAGCCAUAAACUGUCCCAUCUGCAGACAAAUAGUGACUCUGCUGUUCCCACUUUUCCGUGGCACGGAGCAGGGUGUUCAGACGCAAGACGGACAGCCAGACGCGAACCAGAUCCUCAACGACGUCAACGAUUACAAUCGCAGAUUCUCAGGACAGCCCAGAUCCCUCGUGGACCGUUUGCGUGACGUCCCCACUCUCCUCCGCCAUGCCUUCAGGGAGAUGUUCUCUGUCGGCGGACUCUUCUGGAUGUUCCGGAUCCGGAUCCUGCUGUGCCUGGUGGGGGCGCUGACCUACCUGGCUUCUCCGCUCGACUUCAUCCCCGAGGCUCUGUUUGGCCUGCUCGGCUUCAUGGACGACUUCUUCGUCAUCCUCCUCCUCUUCAUCUACAUCUCCAUCAUGUACAGGGAGGUGGUGACGCAGAGGCUUGCUGGCUGAGCGCAACAUCCAGCUGUGUUCAGUUCUAAAGAGUUUACAGUUUUAUUACUGUGUGUGUGUGUGUGUGUGUUUGUGUGUGUGUGUUGAUGAGUGUAUUCAACUGAUUUCCGGUGGAGCUUCUGUCCUUCUAAUAUAAAAUACAUACUGCACAUAGGAGGUUUAGGGUUUUUUGUUUGCUUGUUUCAGUAGAAAUGAUCGUGAUUGGCUGACGCGAGUGACCAAACAAAACAAAGCUCAUGAUGUUCACGAGCUACUGUUUGGUGAACAUUAGCUAAGCACUGCGGAAGAUAUUGGCGUCACUGAAACAUUAGCUCAAUAGAUAUCAAACAGAAAGGUAGCUUUUGCUAGCACACUAAUUCAAAUCGUUAUUACUUUUAGCUUGUCUAAUUAAUAUUUAUUGAAACAAUGUGAAACAAAAUAAAAAAAAAAAUAAAUUCUCCCCUGCUCAAUGCUAA